Messenger RNA from Gavialis gangeticus (Gharial), 2634 nucleotides. RefSeq lists its product as uncharacterized. The record is from RefSeq and is a predicted model, not a curated record. Gene Ontology annotation, biological process: centrosome cycle; spindle assembly. The transcript is spliced from 5 exons. Gene Ontology annotation, cellular component: centrosome; mitotic spindle; HAUS complex. NCBI's taxonomy places the organism in Eukaryota, Metazoa, Chordata, Crocodylia, Gavialidae. The coding region runs from base 304 to 2427 and encodes 707 amino acids.
UCAGGCUACAUUGUCUGUCACAAUGCAGUUUGGAUUUCCUGCUUUGUGUGUCUUUGGAGGCUGAGACCACAAGCAAUUGAUCACAGCAAUCUGACACCUGCUGGGAAAAUGGUUCACCUGAGCUGCCAGGUGUGGACUAUGAUUACAGGGGCGGGAGGAGAUGGUGCCCUCCCCUGGCUGCAGGUAGACAGCAGAAUUACUGAUGAUGAGUAAGGAUCUAUUUAACUGAGCACUUGAGUACUGUGCUCACUGUUACUGGCUGUUCGAGACAGUAUAGGUGACUCUGCAUUCACAACUCUUGCCAUGUUCACCCGGAGAUGCUCCAGAUGUUUCCUACUGGAUACAGUCAACAGAGGAGCAGAGUUUGUGGAGACCUUGAAGACUAUCUACCCCAAGGCAGACAUCCUCCAUGAGAAGGACUUUGACUGGCUCUUUGACUGCCCCAAGACAGAGAUGUUCCUUGAGUGGUUCUGCAACACAGUGGGGGAAGAGAAUGUACUGAGCCCUACAGAAGUGGCAGCCUAUCAGAAGCUGCUCAGCUCAGGGAAGCCUAUUUUGGAAGGCAAAGCCCUAGACCAGGUGCUGCAGACCUGCCACCAAUCUCCACAGCUGAUAGGCAUGAUGCCAGAGGAGGAGGGCCCCUCUCUGGAGGCUCUAAAGCAUGAGACCCAGGCACUGCAGAGCUAUAAUGCUUGCCAGCUCCAACGGCGUAACAAGCUUCAGAUCCGUGCAGCUAGUGUGAAGCAGGAGCUGUGCCACUUGGAAGAAGAGGAAGAGAAGGCAGUCUGGAAGCUGAGAGAGGCCCAGCUGGAUUUGGAAGUGGAGAACUCUCAAACCAACAUUGCCUUGAACCAGGCCUGCAAGACAGCAAAGCAGCUGGUAGAGUGGCAUAGUGAAGCUGGGAAAGGGAGACUGCAGGUGCUAAUGUCUGCAGCAGACCUGAGCCACUUCAUGGAGACAGAAAAACUGGCCACAGGGGCUUUAGAGGGAUUCAUCCAGAAAGUGCUGCCAGAUCGUCUAAGAGGUGCAGACAUACUGCCAGUGAAGGGACAGGGCAGCUUCCAGGAAAAGGUGGACACCGAGGUCAGGGCAAAGUUAGCUCAGGAUGUACUGCCAGAAGACAUGGGGAAUGUCAGGGAUGAGUAUAUCAAGAAUAUCAAAGUGAGCCUAGGAGAACUGGAGGGCCAGGGCAGCUGCCAGGAAGACUUAGUCAGGAGACCGUUAACAUCAAGGCUCACCUUGAAAACCCUGUUAAAAGAGGAGAGAUACUUGAAAGCAGAGACUGGGGGUGUGGAGGCACUGGAUGUUCAAAAUAGCUGCCAGGAUGCAGUGGAGAUGGUAGCAAAAGCAGACCAAAUGAUGCUGGAAAAAACAGGGAGCCCUAACACUGUACUUCUGGAAAACCGGGGCAGCCACCAAGAGGAACUAGGACGUCUAAAACUAAUUUAUAUCUGCAGCCAAAGACAGCUGAUCACCACCUCGGCAGAAAUGGAUGGUAUCUGUGCUGGCUUGCAGUGGGCAAGGACCCUGAAGACCAAGAAGGAAAACUGGCCAGUGAAGGACAAGGAAGAGCUAAGCCUUCACAUUGCCACCUGCCAGGAACAGCUGCAAACAAUCCAGAGUGAGAUAGAUCAGACCCAGGCCAACAAACUCACGCCUCUGCUUCAGGCUGGUACCCACCUUUUUUGCUUGCCUAUCCUGUCUGGAGAGCUUAACGUGGAAGCUGUUCGCCUUGGGUAUAUUGCUUCAAGGCAAAAGGAGGUUGUGGUGCAGCUAAUGGACCAGCACAGUCGCUUGGAACUGCUAGGGCUCCAGCUGAUGCUGGAGGAGAGACAGUUGCGUAAGGUGGGAAUGUUACUGGAGAAGAUGGUAGCUACCUUGCAGGAAGACUCGGACAAGCUGCAGGAAAGGCUGGUCUGCUUUGAAGAUCCCAGCUUCCAGGUUAAGCAGUGUCCACGCACGCUGUUAGACUCUGGUGAUCUUACUACCUUACGGUUCUGGGAGAUGCUGGAGACGUAUGGUCAUGAAAGGCAACUUUUCCUCACCUAUGAGACAUUGGCAGGCCGGGGCUCACGCCUGUGUCAGGAAGCAAAGAUGCUGGAAGUGCAGCUGGCAGUGCCGCCAUCCCAGCUACCCACACUAGAAUAUGAGAACACAGUGCUGUAUGGGAUGCUGUACAGUGAUUCCAACCAACUACAGCUUAAUUCCCAGGAGCUAUCUGAACUUAAGGAGCAGCUCAGUACCUCAGAGGCCAAACUCUAUCAAAUGUUGAUGGACCUCCUGAGUGACCUGAAGGCCAAGCGCAAGUCCCUGAGGAGCCAUUUCCAACAGACAGAGCGUGACCUCUAUGUGCACUUCUUCAGCAAUGUUAACCACCUGCAGGAAGUGGUGCAAGAGCUAGAGGAGCAAGCUUUGUCCUUCUCCUAAGGAUAUGUAAUGGGGCAGGUCAAGGUGGCUUUCACUGUUUGCCUGUCAUGUGGCCUUUCCUUUCCAAGGGAAGGAAAUGCUAGCAAUUCCAGGUGCCAUGGUGGGCUAUAGUGGUGUUUUGUUUUGAUCCUGUAAUUGAGAGGCCUUGCAGAGAAAUGCCACAUCCCUCAUUACAGGGUGAAGGGAGUGCACUCUGUGGUAGAAGGA